AUGUUGGGCGACAGUCUGGCAGAGGUUUUGAGAUGGCGCUUAGUUGUAGCGACAUUGAGUUGUAAAACUUGGGUAUUUAUUCAUGUCUUCUGCGAGAGAUUGGCUCAUUCUCUUACUCCCACACUUUCUCCACCUUGUGGAACUUGGAAAGGUCAUUGGAGGUUGCUAGAAGUGUUGGGAAGCUCUUCCUUCUCUUCAUUGGGUCUCAAUCUUCAUUCAUGGUGUUUUCCUUCUUUUGGGGUUGAAGAGGGAGAAGAUCUACAAAUUGGAGAUAUGGAUGCGAAUAGGGAUGACAACGGGGUGGGGACAAGUUUCGCUAUCCCAUACCUAUCCCCAGAGACAAAAAUCAUCCCCAUCCCCAUACCCAAACCCAAUGGACGGGCCCAACGAUCCGAACGGGUCGAUGACACGAACAAGCCCGACGAUCCGAACGGGCCCAAUGAUCCAGAUAAGCCCAACGACCCAAACGGGCCGGACGACCAGUAUGGACCCAAUGACCCGGACGGGCCCUACGAUCCAAACAGGCCCGACGACGCAGAAGUGCCCGACGACACGUACGGGCUCGACGUACCGGACGGGCCCGACGACCCGGACGAGCCCGACAACCCAGACGAACCCGAAGUGCCCGACGAUCCGAACAAACCCAAUGAUCCAGACCGGCCCAACGACCCAAACGGGCCCGACGACUCGUAUGUAACCGACGACCCAGACGGGCCCUACAACUCAGCCAGGCUUGACGACCCUAACGAGCCCGACGACAUGUACGGGCUCGACGACCCAAACGUGCCCGACAACCUGGACAUGCCUGACGACCCGGAUGAACCCGACGACCCGGACGGGCCCGAUGACCCGCACAAGCCCGACGACCCCAACGGGCGCAACGAUUUGAAUGGGCCCGAUGUCCCGGACUUGCCGGUUCGCUGGGCCUAUCUGGUUCGUCGGGCUCGUUCAAGUCGUUAG
This is a messenger RNA of Vigna unguiculata (cowpea), 960 nucleotides long. The record is from RefSeq and is a predicted model, not a curated record. NCBI's taxonomy places the organism in Eukaryota, Viridiplantae, Streptophyta, Magnoliopsida, Fabales, Fabaceae.